UAUUGCUAUGAGAAUCUGCAGAGCCCAGCUGUAAGCCUGAGCCAUGAACUCCGUGUCUCCCAGUGCAGUUCAGUAUGUGGGGGGAGUAGGAGUGGUGUGUCAGGAUGACACCCUCCAGAGAGAGGAGACCAAGAGGUCUCAGCAGCCCCAGGUGGUGGACCCUGGCGGAGGAAGUAGCUUUGGUAACCAGCAGGGUACUGAUGUCGGUGGGGGUGGAACCAGAGAGGCCACCACCGCUGGAGAGCCAGACGAGGUGGACAAACUCAAGACCAAACUGAUGUCGGCGUGGAAUAAUGUCAAAUACGGCUGGUCGGUCAAGUCGAAGACCACAUUCAACAAGAGCUCUCCGGUGACUGUAAUGGGCCACUCCUAUCUGCUCAAUAGUGAAGGCGAGGUGGAGCGGUUCAGACGGGCGUUCGUGUCUCGGCUGUGGCUGACCUACCGUAGGGAGUUCCCCCAGCUGGAGGGCUCCACCUUGACUACAGACUGUGGCUGGGGCUGCAUGCUGCGGAGCGGACAGAUGCUGCUGGCCCAGGGCCUACUGCUACAUCUGCUGCCACGAGACUGGUCGUGGCCAGACGCCCAGCAGUUCGCCGACGUGGACUUUGAGGCUCUGAGACCCCGCUCCCCGUCCCGCGCUGGGGGCGUACCCAUCCCCUCCUUCGGCUACUCCUCCUCCUCCUUGCGGACCCCCACCACGCCCCAGAAGACCUCCAUGCCAGGGGGCACGGCUCUCAACCAUACCCAGAAGAAGAGGCCCGAGUCGGACAGGCAGGCUGAGCCCCUCCACCGGAGGGUUGUGGCCUGGUUUGGGGAUGAGCCCCCGGCCCCGUUUGGGGUGCACCAGCUGGUAGAAUUGGGGAAGAGCUCAGGGAAAAAGGCGGGGGACUGGUACGGCCCCUCAGUGGUGGCACACAUACUACGAAAAGCAGUUGCCAAGACUUCUGAGGUUCACAACCUGGCUGUAUAUGUAGCGCAGGACUGUACCGUGUACAAAAAGGACGUGGUGCAUCUGUGUGACCAGUCGUUGAACCAGAGUAUAUCAGAUCCUGAGCCCAGUGGUCCAGGCUGGAAGUCUGUCAUCAUACUGGUUCCAGUCCGACUAGGAGGAGACUCUCUCAACCCCUCCUACAUCGAGUGUGUCAGGAACAUUCUCAGGUUAGAAUGCUGUAUCGGAAUCAUCGGCGGCAAACCCAAGCAUUCGCUGUUCUUUAUCGGCUGCCAAGACGAGCAGCUGCUGUAUCUGGACCCUCACUACUGUCAGGCCGUGGUGGAUGUCACUCAAGACAACUUCCCACUGGAGUCGUUCCACUGUAGCUCGCCCAGGAAGAUGCCCUUCAGUCGCAUGGACCCCAGCUGUACUAUAGGUUUCUACGCCAAGAACAAGAAGGACUUUGAGUCUCUGUGUUCUGCCGUCUGUGUGGCCCUAUCGUCGCCCGACGAGAAGUACCCCAUCUUUACCUUCAUGGAGGGCCAGGCCCAGGACUAUGGACUGGUGGGCCACAGCUCCUCCCAUCCUCACUCUGACACCUCCCCCAUCCCUGGCCCCGCCCACAUGCUGCCCCAAGGCAAGCUCAGCAGGAGCAACAACAUAGGCAGCUCUGACGACUUUGUCUUCCUGUGAGUACUGGUUUGUGUUCCUGAGGAACGAAAUGUAAGCAAACGGGGAAAGACUGACU
Messenger RNA from Salvelinus fontinalis (brook trout), 1679 nucleotides. Its product is annotated as cysteine protease atg4da-like. Gene Ontology annotation, molecular function: protein-phosphatidylethanolamide deconjugating activity. The transcript is spliced from 10 exons. The coding region runs from base 44 to 1624 and encodes 526 amino acids. NCBI's taxonomy places the organism in Eukaryota, Metazoa, Chordata, Actinopteri, Salmoniformes, Salmonidae. The record is from RefSeq and is a predicted model, not a curated record.